This is a messenger RNA of Papaver somniferum (opium poppy), 781 nucleotides long. RefSeq names its product olee1-like protein. Bases 108 to 608 code for a protein of 166 amino acids. The transcript is spliced from 2 exons. The record is from RefSeq and is a predicted model, not a curated record. Lineage: Eukaryota; Viridiplantae; Streptophyta; Magnoliopsida; Ranunculales; Papaveraceae.
UCUCAUUAUAUAUAAAUCAUUUCUUCUUCAAAACUAAUCAAGUAACCUUGUUUGGAGGAUUUUCUAAGCCAUCUCCCACAAGCAAAAAUAAAGAAAGAAAGAAGAAGAUGGCAAAGUUUUCUUCUCUAGCUGUUGUCCUUCUCAUUGGUGCUCUCUGCUUCUUAUCAGUCGCACACUGCGAUGACUUUCACGUCGAGGGAAAGAUUUACUGUGACACAUGCCGUUGUGGGUUUGAGACCAGAGUUAGUGAACCUAUCAAAGGUGCCAAAGUGGGACUAGAAUGCAAAAACAGAGAAGGUGGGCACGUUACUUUCACCGGAGAGGGUGAGACUGAUGCGAGCGGUACCUACUCAAUCGCAGUGAAUGGAGAUCACGAAGAAGAUGUAUGUGAGGUGAUCACGAAAGAGAGCCCUGUCGAGGAUUGUAACGUACCUGUUCAAGGACGAAGCCGUGGCCGUGUUGCUAUCACUGCCAACAACGGUAUUCCUUCUCCAGUUAGAUAUGUGAACUCAUUGGGGUUCCUCAGGAAAGAACCACUUUCUGAAUGCCCUAAAGUCAUUGCUGAAUUGGGUCUUACCCCUGAGGAUAUCAAGAUAGAGUAUAUGUAAUGAAAUUAUAAGUGGUUAUUUUUAUUUUUAUGUAUAAUAAUAAGGGUUUCUUUCUUUGAUUAAUGAAUUAAUCAAGCUUCCUUGAGUUAAUCCAACAACGAUAGAUUAUAUGGCGAUUUCUUAACAAAUGUACGAAGAUUAAGUCAAUGCCAUUAUGUUUUCUUCUGCUACUA